CAAGUCAGUGUCAUGGCGGUCAAAUCGAAGUUUAGAAAUGUUGUGUUACAAACAAUGUUAUAAACAUGAAGUGUGUUAUUCCUGGAAUCAAUGUGAAAGUUUUUGGUCGAGCCAUUCACUCUUUCUCCAGGAUAGGAGAGGAGCUGUACAUAGAACCAUUAGAACAAGGGUUGGCUUUGAGAACUGUUAAUUCAUCACGUUCAGCAUUUGCUUGUUGUAUUUUUGCGCCGUCUUUUUUUCAACAUUACAAUGAUGGCUCGGGGAAGAUUAACACACAGGAAAGUGAAGAGGAAGGCUUCAGGUGUAAACUUGCCAUGAAGUCCAUCCUGUCAGUGUUCCGGUCAAUGUCAAGUAUUGAGAAAUCUGUUGAGCGGGUCAAGAUCACUCUGAACAAUGACGAGUCAAGGCUGGUCUUCCAGUUAUACUGCAAACAUGGUAUUGUGAAGACACACAACCUGGCAUUUAUAGAGUGCGAAACACUGGAAGCUGUCUUCUCUAAGGAUAUGUCUCCAAAUCUCCUAACAGCUCCACCAAAACUGUUGUGUGAUGUCGUGGUGAACUUUCAGAACAACCAAGAGGAGAUAACUCUAAUAGUGAAGCCAGACAAGAUAUCAUUGAAAAACUAUGUAGAAGACGAACCAGAUCCCACUAAAGUUGUUCACACUGAAAUGACUCUUGUUCCAGAGGAAUUUGACAAUUACAGAGUUGGAGUAGACACUGAUAUUACAUUCUGUUUAAAAGAGUUGAGAGCCAUUCUUGCUUUUGCAGAAACAACCAACCUUCCUUUAAGUAUGCACUUUGAAACUGCUGGAAGGCCCAUAGUGUUCAGCAUAGAUAGUGAUGCGACAUUUGAAGCUAACUUUGUGUUGGCUACGUUAGCCGAUCUUGACUCACAGUCAUCGUCUCAACAGCCAGUGCAAGAUAAAGUAAAAAAAUCUAGUAAAAACAAAGGGGAAGACAGACUGACUUCUACCCAAGAUGGACAGAAUGGAUACCGCAAUUCCUCUCAGCAGAAAAGACAGACUGUAAAAUGUAAUGACGGACAUCCUGCUGAAACUGGGCAUUUAGAGACAAGAGGAGACAACCCUGCCUAUGAUGAAAUGUUGGAUGAAGACAUGAAUAUUGAUGAGCAGACCAUGAUGCAUCUGAACGCAGUAGAGGCAGAAAGUGAGAUGGUUAGAGGCGAUGGCCAUCAGUCACCACCAGCGUCCAGGUCUUCAUCCGACUCUGCUCUCAGCCAAGUGAUACCACUACAAAGUACAAACAUAGCGGUCAGUUCAAAUGCAAAUAAAUGUGACUUGGAAAGUUCAGUGGCAGCUGAUGAAUCGGUGAUGCAGGAUGUACACGAGGAAGAGGAGUUGGUUCCUGGUACUCCUCCCAGUAAAAAGUUCCGUUCCAUGUUUUUUGGACUUUCACAGAGCAGUACUCAAAUGUCGCAAGUCUCGCAGAAACCAAAAACUGUUGUAUUGGCUGAAGAUACGGAUGACGAUGAUUGACUUGGUUUCAGGAGAAAACCCCAGAAAAAGACUUAACAAUAACUCAAAGAGCUACACGGAGUUACAGAUUGUCUAGUCCAAGUGAAUUAGUGUUGGAAACCCAAGCCUUUAACAUACAUGAUCUAAAAGGUUCUUGUCAACCUUAUCAUGAAACACUUUUACAAAUUAACAGAUGUUAUUCAUUUGACCAGAUUACCAAAUCAGUGACAGUCAACACAAUUUUACAUCCAAAAUGUCCCCAGUUAGGGGUUUUUUCAUACAUGUUUUUAAAAAAUGUGUAAAUGGUACGGUAUGAUCAGCUUUGGGUAUCUUGAAAUAUUUUAAGAUACCACAUGAAAAGCCUCAAAAUCAUGUAAACAGUGUUCGAAAUAAGCACUUGUUCGUUUGUUCUAACAAGAGAAAAUCUGCUCGGAUAAGCAAAAUAUACCUUGAUGGUUGUCCAGUGGACAAGUGAAAAUGUUCAAAGCAGUUUUAUUUUGAGCAAUGAAAAACAAAGUCCUUGUACCUGAAUAAAACAAACCACUUAUUUGGAUAUGUGAAAAUAUUGGUAGACAGGUAGAUUUUUAGUGAACAUUUCUGCUUAUUUGUAUCACUGGUAAAUAAAAAGAAUUUACAUGUAGCCUAGCAUUUCAUAUUAAUUAUUUACCACAAAUGACAUUAAAUUUUAAAAUUAGUUUUUUGAGCUAUAAAAGACUAUUGUUUGACUAUAUUUUAUUGUUUAAGAGUAAAGUAAUAAAUUGUUUUUUUAAUUCAAUCAUAAUUGUUUACUGGUAAAUCAAAGGUCUAUUAGUGCCAUCAUGUCUGGGGAAGUACAAACAAAAGACUCCUUGUUGUUUAUCUGAUGUUAUUUUUAUAUCAUGCACAUUUUAUGUAUCAUGUACAUAAACAUGUGAAAGCAGUAAUCAUUAUACAUAGCAUCUCAUUUGAGUAUUAUUUUUUAUAACUGGUGCAUGUUUGUCAUACUUUUUGAAUAAAUUAUUUUUAUUUA
Gigantopelta aegis is the source of this 2484-nucleotide messenger RNA. Its product is annotated as cell cycle checkpoint control protein RAD9A-like. The record is from RefSeq and is a predicted model, not a curated record. Lineage: Eukaryota; Metazoa; Mollusca; Gastropoda; Neomphalida; Peltospiridae. Gene Ontology annotation, cellular component: checkpoint clamp complex. Gene Ontology annotation, biological process: mitotic intra-S DNA damage checkpoint signaling; cellular response to ionizing radiation; DNA replication checkpoint signaling. The transcript has 13 exons. The coding region runs from base 66 to 1496 and encodes 476 amino acids.